Messenger RNA from Ipomoea nil (Japanese morning glory), 3162 nucleotides. Its product is annotated as MDIS1-interacting receptor like kinase 2-like. The record is from RefSeq and is a predicted model, not a curated record. Gene Ontology annotation, molecular function: protein kinase activity; protein binding; ATP binding. Gene Ontology annotation, cellular component: plasma membrane. The coding region runs from base 1 to 2904 and encodes 967 amino acids. NCBI's taxonomy places the organism in Eukaryota, Viridiplantae, Streptophyta, Magnoliopsida, Solanales, Convolvulaceae. Gene Ontology annotation, biological process: protein phosphorylation; hormone-mediated signaling pathway. The transcript has 6 exons.
AUGAGAAUCAGCUCUCUGGAUCCAUCUUUAAGGAAAAUAGGGAAUUUGCCAAAAUUGAUAAAUAUAUCACUUGGUGAGAAUCAACUCUAUGGAUCCAUCCCUAAGGAGUUGGGAAAUUUGAAAUCUCUUCAAGGGCUAUGGUUGUAUUCAAAUAACCUUAGUGGUCAAAUCCCUAUAGAAAUAGGGAACUUGUCAGAGUUGAUAACUUUAUCACUAUCUGAGAAUCAGCUCUCUGGAUCCAUCCCUAAGGAGUUGGGAAAUUUGAAAUCUCUUCAAGUGCUAUGGUUGUAUUCAAAUAACCUUAAUGGUCAAAUCCCUACAGAAAUAGGGAACUUGCCACAAUUGAUAAAUAUAUCACUUGGUGAGAAUCAACUCUAUGGAUCCAUCCCUAAGGAGUUGGGAAAUUUGAAAUCUCUUCAAGUGCUAUGGUUGUAUUCAAAUAACCUUUGUGGUCAAAUCCCUACAGAAAUAGGGAACUUGUCAGAGUUGAUAAAUUUAUCCCUAAAUGAGAAUCAGUUCUCUGGAUCCAUCCCUAAGGAGUUGGGAAAUUUGAAAUCUCUUCAAGUGCUAGGGUUGCAUUCAAAUAACCUUAGUGGUCAAAUCCCUACAGAAAUAGGGAACUUUCCAAAAUUGAUAACUUUAUCACUAUCUGAGAAUCAGCUCUCUGGAUCGAUCCCUAAGGAGUUGGGAAAAUUGAAAUCUCUUCAAGGGCUAUGGUUGUAUUCAAAUAACCUUAGUGGUCAAAUACCUUCAAAAAUUGGAAACUUGUCAGGCUUGAUAACUUUAACCCUAUUUGAGAAUCAGCUCUAUGGAUCUAUUCCAACUGAGUUCAGUAAUCUCACUAGUUUGAAGAAUUUUCAAGUUAAUGAUAAUCAUCUCAUUGGUUCUUUGCCAGAGAGUUUGUGUCUUAGCGGGUCUCUAGAAACAUUAAUUAUUGAAAACAACAAAUUUAGUGGUAGACUUCCUAAAAGCCUCAAGAAUUGUACAACCCUUUACCGAGUCAGGCUUGAAAGCAAUGAGCUUUACGGAGACAUAUCAAAAGAUUUUGGGAUAUAUCCGGACCUAGAUUACAUAGAUUUGAGCUACAAUAACUUUUACGGUCGACUGUCAUCAAAAUGGGUUCUUUGUCCAAAACUUACUGCUCUGAAGAUGGCGGGCAAUCGAAUUUCUGGAAAUAUCCCACUUCAACUCGGCAAUGCAUCUCAACUGCGGUAUCUUGAUCUCUCAUCAAAUCAGCUGGUUGGAAGGAUUCCUGUAAGUUUGGGAAAGUUGAGUUUGUUAUAUAUGCUAAAGUUAGAUAGUAACAGACUUACGGGCAACAUACCAUUAGAAGUUGGGGAACUAUCUUGGCUUGAAGACCUAAAUUUAGCGUCUAAUAAAUUUGUUGACUCAAUUCCCCCACAAAUUGGAAGAUGUCAACGCUUAAUUACAUUGAAUCUGAGCAGAAAUAUGCUUGUGGGCAAGAUUCCUCCUGAUAUGCUAAGCUUGAAAUCCCUUGAAAAUCUUGAUCUCAGUCACAACAUCCUCUCUGCUCAGAUACCACCACAAGUUAGAGGAUUAACAAACUUACAGACAUUGGACUUAUCACACAAUAAUUUGUCAGGCUCCAUCCCAUCAAGCAUUGCUCAAUGUGCGGCUUUAGUUUCUGUUGAUAUAUCUUACAAUCAGUUGGAGGGUCCUAUCCCUAACACCAAAGCAAUUUUACAAGCACCAUAUUCCGCCUUAAGUGAUAACAAAGGUUUAUGUGGCAAUCAUUCCGGCUUAAACCCUUGCUCCUCGCUCAGCCAAAGUGACGGAAAAAACAGAAAUUUGGUUGUAAUCAUAUCAGUAGUCUUGGGAAGUUUCUUUCUAUUGACGGUGGUUAUUAUCAUUUUUGUUAUUUUUCGACGAAAAACGAGAAAUACAAGGGAGGAGCAAAGAGAUUUUACUAAUAGAGAUUUGUUCACAAUAUGGAGCUUUGAUGGAAAGAUGACAUAUGAAAGCAUAAUUGAAGCAACAGGGAACUUCGACUCUAGUUAUUGUAUUGGUGUAGGAGGGCAUGGAAGUGUGUUUAGGGCCGAGCUACCUAGUGGUCAGAUCUUUGCUGUGAAGAAGUUUCAUACAUUAGGCAUGCAAGAUGAUGAAAGCUGGCAUGAUCUCAAAAGUUUUUCCAAUGAGAUAAGCACAUUAACAAAUUUGAGGCAUCGAAAUAUUGUGAAGCUCUAUGGCUUUUGUGCUCACAAUAGACACUCAUUCUUGAUUUAUGAGUAUUUACAAGGGGGGAGUCUAGCACAAAUUUUGAGCGAUAAUGAGAAAGCACUCCUGUUGGGAUGGUUGGAAAGGAUAAAUGUGGUCAAAGCUGUGGCUAAAGCUUUAUCGUACAUGCACCAUGAUUGUUUACCUCCUAUUAUUCAUCGGGACAUAUCAAGCAAAAAUAUUCUGUUCAAUUCUGAGCAUGAAGCUCACGUAUCUGAUUUCGGGACAGCAAGAUUUUUGAGCCUUGAUUCAUCAAAUUGGACUUCAGUUGUUGGAACCAUGGGAUAUACAGCUCCAGAGUUUGCUUACACUGCUGAGGUAAACUACAAAUGUGAUGUGUAUAGCUUUGGAGUGGUAACACUUGAAGUGAUUAUGGGGAAACAUCCUGGAGACCUCAUUACAUGCCUUUCUUCAUCCUCGUUUUCAGCAAUUGAUGGAAUGCUUUUUAAGGAUCUGUUAGAUCCUCGACUACCUACUCCAAAAAGAAAUGUCACACAACAACUCGUUUUGGUUGCAAAGAUAGCAAUAUCUUGUAUGAAUUCCAAUCCACAAUAUCGGCCAACUAUGCAACAAGUUUCUAUGUUGCUUUCCAAGGAAAGGGAUUUUCCCAAUUUUUCCCCUGAUAUCACCUUAAGCCAGUUGUUUGGUCUUGAAUUUCCAAAUCAAUAAAGUUUUACACUAUUCAAGUUUGGAACAAUGUAUGUGGUUUUAACAUGAGGAUGCAUACGGAAGUAGGCAAUCUUGGAACCAGUACGUAGAUCGAUCAGAAACAAAUGUUUUCAAGUUUCUCAGUUGCUUCUAUAUCCAAGGAAAGAGAUCACAGUAAGGCAGGCAGUUGAAUUGUUUCGUCUGAAAUUUCCUACUAUACUCCAUUAAUUUCACACCAUUGAAAGUGAUGAAUUAGUCAAAGUUUAUAUAAAUCAUGGG